AUGGCUCGUCUGGUUACCAGCGUUUCGCGAACGAGACGGAGCUCGUCGUACUUGUCGCUCGCGGUGUUUCUUCUCGUGCUACUCCUGCUCUUCGCGACCGUCGCUCGCUCCGCUAAGAUCACAUUCGUCAGGAAGAACGGCAAGACGUACGUGAUUAAAACGGGCGGCGACGAUUGGGACGACGAUGACGAUGAUCUGGAGGAAACGGACGGCGAGGAUGAUCCGAAGCGGGAGGGAGCAGAUUCGGCAGAAGCAGGAACCCCAGCAGGAUCUAAGAAAGCGAAGAAGGAUAGCGACGAGCCUAAGCGAGGCGAGGCGAUUAAAGCCGUCAAAUCGCCCGAAUCGGCAGCGGCAGCGGCAGCGGCGGAAGCGGCGGCGGCGGCGGCGCUAGCGGCAAUGGCGGACGAUCCGCUGGUGGAGAAGUAUAAACAGGAGCCGUUGGAUCCGGGAUCGUGGCGGACAGCUGUCGAGAUGCCAUUGGCGGACGUGCGCCGGCGCGCGGAGCAGGGGGACGCGGAGGCGCUGUGGGCGCUGGGGGUGAAGCGGCUGGUGGGCGCGGGGGGGCGAGGGGGAGUGGCGCGGGAUAUUCCCAAGGCGCUGCUGCUGCUGGAGCGCUCCGCGGAAAAGGGAUUCCCCCACGCGCACUCCGCGCUGGGGUUCCUCCACGCGAGCGGAUACGGAGUUCCGCUGAACCAGGUGAAAGCGUUUCUCCACCACACGUUUGCUGCCAAUGGCGGCAGCGUGCAUUCCAAGAUGGCCCUCGCCUUCUCGCACCUCCGCCAGCAGGAGUUCGAGCGCGCCGCGGCGCUUUACGCUGACGUGGCAGCCAAGUCAAUGGCGGUCAACAGCCUCCCGGGGCAGGCGCCGCUGAUAGAGACGGUGCAUCUGAGCGCGGGAGGGGAGGAGAGUUUGGAGGCGACGAGAGGGCACAGGGGAGAGGCGGAUGAAACCAUUCAGUUCAUCGAGUUGCAGGCAUCACGGGGAGCGGUGGAGGCCAUUCGCACGCUGGGCACGCUCUACUACUGGGGGGCGCGGGGCAUGCCGCGGGACCACGUGAGGGCGUUUGGGCUGAUGAAGAAAGCCGCUGAGAUGGACGACCUGCAUGAUGCCGAUAUCUAUUUCGUCCUGUCCGUGGGCUCUCUCACUCACCCUCUGCCUAACCCCCUCUCCCUCCCCUCUGUUCACCCCUCUCACUCACUACCCCCACAGGCCAUGCUGACGCUGGGUGAGAUGCUCACACACGGAGCCAUGUUGACUCUUGGCGAGAUGCUCACACACGGUGUGGGCUGCAAGGCCAACCCCGUGGAGGCAAUGGUGUGGUUCAACAAGGCGUAUGCACGCGGGCUCGUGAGCGCGCUCAACGGAGUGGGAUACCUGCACGCUAAAGGGCUGGGGGUGCCUCAGGACUACCACAAGGCGGUGCAAAACUUUCUCACGGCUGCCCGGAAGACCCGGGAUGUGGACGCGUUGUACAAUCUGGGAAUGAGCCACCUUAGAGGGCAGGGCGUGAGACGCAACCCCAGCAAGGCGCUGCGGUUCCUGCAGCAGGCGGUGGAGGGGCAGCACGUGGGCGCCAUGUACCAGAUGGGCAAGAUGCAUCUGACAGGGACUGGGGUCCCGAAGAAUGUUGUCAUGGCCGCUCGCCUUCUAAAGGCGGUGGCGGAGCGGGGGCCAUGGGGGGUCAUGCUGCGGUGGGCACACGCAUGCUUCAUGUCAUCCACCCAAGGCCCCUCCCUCUGGUCCCUCUCCCGCUCCGCCUCCUCCUCCUCUCCCUUCUCCCUCUCCUUCUCCUUCUCGCUCUCCUCCCCGCUCUCCCCCCCCUCCCUCCGCUCCUCCUCCUCCUCUUCCUCCCCGUCCGCCUGGCCUGCGUCCUGUGAUGUGGGCACAUCGCUGAUGCUCUACUCGAGAGCUGCGGAGUUGGGGUAUGAAGUGGCACAGGGGAAUGCCGCCUGGCUGCUGGAUAAGGUGGUGGGUGACUCGGUGCUGGACAAUGCGUGUGUGGGCGCUCCUCGCAGCACCGCCACCAGCACUGCCACUUCAUCUUCCUCUGCUUCCUCUGCUUCACCUGAAGCGGUUCAGAAGGACAGGGAAGCUACAGAUGGGGUUGCAAGCGAUGAGAAUAACGCAGUGGGUGGAGAGGGGUCAGCAAGUGGUGGAGAGGGGUCAAGAGGUGCAGAGGCCGGUGCUACAGGUGGGGAACCGUCUCAAGGGGAUGAAUUAGAAGGCGGUGGGGUAGUGCAAGGGGAGGGAGGCAGAGCGGAGGAGCAGCAGGAGCAGAAUGAACAGAAGGGACAGAAGGAACAGCAGGAGCGGAGUAAGGAUAGUGUCACUAGCGGCAGGAGGGGUUGGAGGCGGUGCAGUGAGGCGGAGAGGCAUGAGAGGUCGCACCGACUGUGGCAGCUGGCAGCAGAGCAGGGCAGCGUGCAGGCAGCACUGCUGCUGGGUGAUGCCUUCUUCUACGGUCGAGGCCAGCCGCGGGACCUGCAGCGAGCAGCAGAGGCGUACUGGAGGGCGAGGGAGAAGGGCAGUGCACACGCCAUGUUCAACCUGGGGUUCAUGCACGAGCAUGGCAUGGGACUACCCAGAGACCUGCAUUUGGCCAAACGAUUCUAUGACCAGGUUCUUGAUGCCUUCCCCCGGGCAGUGGUGCCGGUGAGAAUCGCCCUCUUCGGCCUCUGGAUGCGCAUGCAGUACGGCCACUACCCUCUUGUGUCCAAGGCAUUGGAUGUGUUGCCUGAGAUCGGCCCGGCCACGGCGGGGGCAUUGAAGGCGGCCCUGAGGGACAACACUAAUCCAUACAUUGCCCCUCCCCGCCUCCCCUUUCCCCUUCAUCCCCCCUCCUCUCAGUCCAAGGCAUUGGAUGUGUUGCCUGAGAUCGGCCCAGCCACGGCGGGGGCAUUGAAGGCGGCCCUGAGGGACGACACCAACGCCUACAUCGCUUCGCUCCUCGCUCUCCUGCUUGCCGUUCUCUUCCUGCGCUCCCAGCGCCGCCAGCAACGAGUGGUGCAGGCGUGA
Molecule: messenger RNA, 3015 nt
Organism: Closterium sp. NIES-65
Lineage: Eukaryota; Viridiplantae; Streptophyta; Zygnematophyceae; Desmidiales; Closteriaceae
Source: the annotation of a GenBank genome assembly